AUGGGUUAUGAGAAGAUACACGCUUGUGUAAAUGAUUGUUGUCUAUUUAGAAAUCAGUACGAGGAGCUCGACAGUUUUCCUAAAUGCAGUUCUUCGCGAUGGAAGAUUAACAAGCGAACUGGUGAGGUGAAGAAAGGUAUUCCACAGAAAGUACUUAGGUACUUUCCGAUAAUUCCACGUCUCAAGAGGAUGUUCAGGUCAGAGGACACGACGAAAGACUUACGGUGGCAUUUCAGUAAUAAGAGCACAAAUGGAAAAAUGCGUCAUCCGGUAGAUUCUGUGACGUGGGAUCAAAUGAAUGAAAAGUAUCUGUCAUUUGCUGCAGAAGAAAGGAACAUUAGGCUUGGACUCUCCACAGAUGGGUUUAAUCCUUUCAACAUGAAAAAUGUUAACUAUAGUGCAUGGCCUGUUUUGCUAGUCAAUUACAACAUGCCACCUGACAAGUGUAUGAAAGAGGAGAACAUCAUGUUGACAUUGCUGAUUCCUGGACCAACUCAACCUGGAAACAAUAUAGAUGUGUAUUUCAAACCUCUUAUAGAGGAUCUAACCCAUCUGUGGGAGAAGGGAGAGGUAACGUAUGAUGCAUUCAGUCGCACUACAUUCACCUUAAGAGCAAUGCUUAUGUGGACCAUACAGGAUUUUCCGGCACAUGGAAAUCUAGCAGGCUGCAAAGUUAAAGGCAUAAUGGGUUGUCCUGUUUGCGGGAAGCACACAGAUAGUUUUUGGUUGAGUAAUUGUAGAAAGCACGUGUAUAUGUCUCACCGGAAGUCUCUGUCACCCACCCAUGUUUAUAGACGUAAAAAAUCAUGGUUUGAUGGUAAAGCUGAGCAUGGAAGAAAAGUAAAUGGAAGAAAGAGGAAGAUGCAAGAUCGUGAUGGAUCAGCCUCUGAUACUGAUGAUGAAUCCAGUGAAUCAGAAGAAGAGGAAGAACAAGUAGAUGAAGAGGAGCUAUCCAGAUGGAAAAAGCGGUCAAUCUUCUUCAAGUUAGAUUAUUGGAAGGAAAUGCCGGUUAGGCAUAACUUAGACGUGAUGCACGUGGAGAGAAAUGUUGCUGCUAGCCUUGUCUCUACAAUGCUGCAUUCUGUGAAAUCAAAGGAUGGUGUUAAUGCUCGGAAAGAUAUGCAACUGCUUGGUAUUCGAAAGGAUUUACAUCCCCAAGCACGUCGAAAAAGAACCUACCUUCCUCCAGGUCCUUGGUCUCUGUCCAAAACAGAGAAGAAAGUAUUUUGUAAGCGAUUAUCUGACUUCAGAGGACCAGAUGGCUACUGCUCAAAUAUUUCCAGAUGUGUUAAGAUAGAAGAUUGUACGGUUAAGGGUCUUAAAUCACAUGAUUAUCAUGUGUUGAUGCAACAACUUCUUCCGGUUGCAAUCAGAGGUUUGUUACCUAAAGGUGUUAGGAUAGCUAUUGGACGCUUAUGCGCUUUCUUCAACAAACUGUGUCAGCGUGUUAUUGACAGAGAGGCAAUUUCUGUAAUGGAGCAUGAAGUUGUGGAAACUAUCUGCAUGUUUGAGAGGUUCUUUCCUCCAAGUUUCUUUGACAUAAUGGUGCAUUUAACAGUCCACUUAGGCAGAGAAGCUCGAUUAUGUGGACCAGUUCAUUUUUGUUGGAUGUACCCAUUUGAAAGGUACAUGAAAGUUCUGAAGGACUUUAUAAGAAACAUGGCAAGACCAGAGGGUUGUAUUGCUGAGUCAUAUCUCGCUGAGGAGUGCAUGCGGUUCUACAGUGAUUUCUUGAAAAAGACAACAAAUGCUGAUAAGAAAAUGGAAAGAAAUGUUGAUUAUGAGAAUUGCUCUAUAUUGGAGGGUCGUCCUAUAUCAGCACCUACUUCAUGUACUCUUACUGAGAAUGAGAAGAACAUAGCACAUCUUGUUGUCAUUCAUAAUAUGGCUCUGAUUGAUCCUUAUGUAGACAUGCAUCUACAACAUCUACAAGAUUCUAGUGAAAGAUGUAGACGUGAUUCGACAUUUUUGUGGAGUACACAUUCUCAGAAAUUUGCCUCUUGGUUAAAAGAACAGAUACCUAUGACUUCUAAACAUGAAGAUACACUUAAGUGGUUAGCAUAG
Messenger RNA from Camelina sativa (false flax), 2064 nucleotides. The record is from RefSeq and is a predicted model, not a curated record. NCBI's taxonomy places the organism in Eukaryota, Viridiplantae, Streptophyta, Magnoliopsida, Brassicales, Brassicaceae.